This is a messenger RNA of Talaromyces proteolyticus, 1044 nucleotides long. Its product is annotated as 2-nitropropane dioxygenase. The record is from RefSeq and is a predicted model, not a curated record. NCBI's taxonomy places the organism in Eukaryota, Fungi, Ascomycota, Eurotiomycetes, Eurotiales, Trichocomaceae. Gene Ontology annotation, molecular function: nitronate monooxygenase activity. Bases 1 to 1044 code for a protein of 347 amino acids. The transcript is spliced from 6 exons.
AUGUUUCCACACAUCAUUAGCCCUUUGAUUGUGAAUGCCCCAAUGUAUGGCACUGCGACUGCUGCCCUGGCAGCCGCUGUCACCAAAGCUGGUGGAUUCGGAUUUAUUGGCGGAGGGUUCGAUUUUACCUCGUCUAGUGCGCAACUCAGCUCUCUCGAAGAACAGUUGGUGAAGGCAAGGGAACUCCUCGGACUGAAAACACUCCCAGAGAGCAAUGGGAAGGCUACCGAUAGUCUUCCGAUUGGAGUCGGCUUUCUUACAUUCCACAAUGGCGAUGCUAGUGGACUCAUCCCUCUAAUUCGCCGACACCGCCCAGCGGCCGUCUGGCUCUUUGCGCAAGCACACAACCAGCAUGCAAGUCUCAUAAAAGAUAUAAAAUUAGCCGGUGAUCAAUGGAAUAUGAAGGUAUUUGUCCAAAUAGGCUCCGUACAAUCUGCUAUAGAGGCUGCAAAUGAUGGAGCAGACGUCAUUGUGGUCCAAGGGGCGGAUGCCGGCGGCCAUCAGUUUACGAGCAACUCUAGUAUUGUUGCACUACUCCCAGAGGUCAUUGAUGUGAUAGAGAAUUUGCAUAAAGAGGUAUCCAUCCUCGCGGCGGGAGGGAUUAUGGAUGGACGCGGCAUUGCUGCAGCUCUAGCACUCGGGGCGAGUGGUGUUGUUAUGGGCACUAGAUUCGCUGCCACAUUAGAAUCAGAAGCUUCGCAAGCGACCAAGUCGGUAUUGGUUUCAACCCAGGAUGGUGGUAUUUCAACAGUCAAAUCUGUUAUCCAUGAUUCACUACAGGGCCGCGGUGACUUGUGGCCUGUACCCUACGAUGGACGAGCUGUGAUUUGUGACCCUUACAAAAAGGUUCUGGCUGGAAAACUGUCAGUUGAGCAGGCAACCGACUUGCAAAAAAAGGCAGCGAGUGAAGGUAACACGUCGGGUAUGGUUGUUUGGGCGGGGGCUGGGGUAGGAUUGAUUCGGGACAUUGAGAGUGCAGGGGCUGUCGUGGAAAGGUCUCGUGCAGAGACAAUCAGAAUUUUGAAGUAUUUAUCGAAGUUCUAG